AUGUGCUUUGUGGAUUUGGAGAAGCGUAUGACCAGGUUCCCAAGGGAGAUACUGUGGGAGAUGCUGCGGGAGUAUGGGCAUUCACUGGAUCUGUUCGCGGCCGAGUGUGAAGCGGCUGGGAUGAAGAUCAGCACCUCCAAAUCUGAGGCCAUGUGCAAUUUUGUCACACCGAUUACUUUGACAGUAAUGACUCUGGAGCGCUAUGUUGCCAUCUGCAUGCCCCUGCGACAUGGGGAGCUGUGCUCCAUGCGCAACACUGUGCACUGCAUCCUCAUCAUUCUCGUCUUCAGCGCUGUACCCUGUAUUGUGGUACUCUCCAUCUUCCUUGCAUCAGCCCCCCCUUAUUUUUUUACUCAAGACAAGAUUUGCAGCAUGGAAUUAUUUGUCGUUUUCCAAUGGCAGGGUCACAUUAAAUUAGCAGUAUUUCAGUUCUACUUCUUAAUUAUGUCUGUAACCAUCUUUUCAUCCUACAUUGGUAUUGUGAAGGUGGUCAAAGCUGCAUCAGGAGAGAAUAAGAAGUCAAAAUGGAAAGGGCUCAGAACGGUCAUUCUUCAUGCUUUCCAGUUGCUUCUCUGUCUCAUCUAUCUGUGGUGCCCGUUCAUAGAAGCUGCAAUCCUCCCAAUUAAUUUAGUGUUAUACAUUAAUGUAAGGUACAAUAACUACAUAAUUUGUAUACUAUCACCAAGAUGUCUGAGUCCUCUCAUUUCUGGCCUAAGGGACACAAUUGUUUCUCAUGCAGUGAAAGGCUUUGCUUUCUUUGGCUUGUAUAAAAAAAGUUCUCAUUGUAAUUCGAACAUUGACUAA
Eleginops maclovinus (Patagonian blennie) is the source of this 804-nucleotide messenger RNA. Its product is annotated as odorant receptor 131-2-like. Gene Ontology annotation, molecular function: G protein-coupled receptor activity; olfactory receptor activity; odorant binding. Lineage: Eukaryota; Metazoa; Chordata; Actinopteri; Perciformes; Eleginopidae. The transcript has 5 exons. Gene Ontology annotation, cellular component: membrane. Bases 1 to 804 code for a protein of 267 amino acids. The record is from RefSeq and is a predicted model, not a curated record. Gene Ontology annotation, biological process: detection of chemical stimulus involved in sensory perception of smell; G protein-coupled receptor signaling pathway.